CUUGACUCCAUUCACUUUCAAAGACAUCACAUCCUCAUUGGCGCUGAAAGAUCAAAACAACCGCCAACAUGACAACUAAACCACUUCUCCUGGCUGCUCUGGCUCUCUGCUGCUGCAUCGCCACUCUGCAUGCUUCUCCCAGGCAGUGGUGUCGCUGCAUACGGACGUCCUCUUCUCCCAUUAACAGGCGUGUCAUCCAGAAAAUUGAAGUGAUUCCUAUUUCAGGACAAUGUCGCCAGACUGAAAUCAUAAUCACCAGGAGAAACGGCUCUAAAGUUUGUGUCAAACCAAACGAGAAGUGGAUUAUCGACCUGCUCUGCAAUUUGCAAACGAACAAUUUCACAUCCAACUCAACCACUGUAUCACCCACUGCUUCCACAAUCAACUGAUCACAUUUUAUAGUAACAUUUGACAUAGGAAUGGCUUAAUUUAAGUUUAUCAAGCUGUGAAUUUAAUGUAGGAGGGCUGAGCUGCUGUCCAGCCCUUUUAUUUCAAACUUUAUACUAUUCAACACCUUCAGUUGACAGUUUUUUUCAUUACUAUUAGCCUUUCUGGUGCCAGCCUUUUGGAAAAAUGCUAAUAAUUACACAACAAGUGUAAUCAGUGCUUCAUCAUAUGCCUGAGGUAAUGGCAUUUAACUUUGCUGUUUUAGAUGUAUAAUGUUUUGUUGGGGAAUUCAUUAAAAAUACAUUGUGGUACUGAUACACUGAUUCUACUUUAAAAUAAAACACUUUAAAUGUG
Micropterus salmoides (largemouth bass) is the source of this 741-nucleotide messenger RNA. Its product is annotated as interleukin-8-like. Gene Ontology annotation, molecular function: chemokine activity; CXCR chemokine receptor binding. Gene Ontology annotation, cellular component: extracellular region. Gene Ontology annotation, biological process: cellular response to lipopolysaccharide; inflammatory response; neutrophil chemotaxis. The record is from RefSeq and is a predicted model, not a curated record. The transcript is spliced from 4 exons. Bases 69 to 389 code for a protein of 106 amino acids. NCBI's taxonomy places the organism in Eukaryota, Metazoa, Chordata, Actinopteri, Centrarchiformes, Centrarchidae.